Ostreococcus tauri is the source of this 192-nucleotide messenger RNA. Its product is annotated as unnamed product. Lineage: Eukaryota; Viridiplantae; Chlorophyta; Mamiellophyceae; Mamiellales; Bathycoccaceae. The coding region runs from base 1 to 192 and encodes 63 amino acids. The record is from RefSeq and is a predicted model, not a curated record. The transcript is spliced from 2 exons.
AUGACGUUCUGCGCCCUGAACGCCGCGUUCGCGCUCGCGUGCGCCGCGUUCGGCGGCGCCGUCGUCGCGUCGGCGAAGAGCGGGGCGUCGAGCGCGAGCGCGCGCGGGCGGGACGGGACGCGCAGGCGCGAGCGGGCGAUCGAGGCGACGAGCGAGGCGAAGGCGGUGAAGGGUAAGAAGGGUAAGAAGUGA